CAAACGGAACUGUCAUCCGCCGAACACACACGCACACACUGACGCAUAUUGUCUGUGUAUUUUUUAUCUGGGCGGGUGUGCAAGAAAACUCCCAGCGGAGUGUGAAAACGACGCAGAAAGCCGAAAAAAUGGCCGCAACACUAAAGCCCUACCUGACCGCGGUGCGUCACACCCUCACGGCGGCAAUGUGUCUGAGCAACUUCUCGUCCCAGGUCGUCGAACGGCACAACAAACCCGAGGUGGAGGUCCGCAGCAGCAAGGAGCUGCUGCUGACCCCGGUGGUGAUAUCGCGCAACGAGAAGGAACGCGUACUGAUCGAGACGAGCGUCAACUCGGUGCGCAUCAGCAUCGCCGAGCAGGCGGACGAGAUUGAGAAGAUCCUCUGCCACAAGUACCGGUUCAUGAUGAUGCGGGCGGAAAACUUCAUCAUCCUGCGGCGGAAACCGAUCGACGGGUACGACAUCAGCUUUCUCAUCACGAACUUCCACACCGAGCAGAUGUACAAGCACAAGCUGGUGGACUUUGUGAUUCACUUCAUGGAGGAGAUCGACAAGGAGAUUAGCGAGAUGAAGCUGGCCGUCAAUGCCCGUGCGCGCAUCUGUUCGGAGGAGUUCCUGAAGCGGUUCUAAGGACGCGCUGGCAGGCGGUUGUUUACAUUCCUGCCGCUCCGUGCAUGUCUUCUCUCUUUGUUUCUUUUUCAUUUUUUCGUUUCUUGCAAAGUUGUU
Anopheles merus is the source of this 725-nucleotide messenger RNA. RefSeq names its product actin-related protein 2/3 complex subunit 4-like. Gene Ontology annotation, biological process: Arp2/3 complex-mediated actin nucleation; actin filament polymerization. The record is from RefSeq and is a predicted model, not a curated record. Gene Ontology annotation, cellular component: actin cytoskeleton; Arp2/3 protein complex. NCBI's taxonomy places the organism in Eukaryota, Metazoa, Arthropoda, Insecta, Diptera, Culicidae. Gene Ontology annotation, molecular function: actin filament binding.